Messenger RNA from Medioppia subpectinata, 473 nucleotides. Lineage: Eukaryota; Metazoa; Arthropoda; Arachnida; Sarcoptiformes; Oppiidae. The record is from the annotation of a GenBank genome assembly.
GGGAAACGGCCGACCCUUUUGUCUCACUCCGCAAAGUAGGCAAAGAUAAGACUAUAUUAAUGCUCUGUUUGGCGGUAUUCCUGUCAUAUCUGCCCGAAGCGGGUCAGUACUCCUGUUUCUUCGUUUACCUGAGACUUGUUAUGAAUUUCUCGGCCGAAGACGUGGCGUUGUUUAUCGCUGUUGUGGGCCUGUUAUCAGUUGUGGCUCAGACGGCAAUGCUAUCAAUGCUGAUGAAGACAUUUGGGAGCAAAAACACGAUAAUGUUUGGUCUUUUGCUUGAAAUGCUUCAACUAAUGUGGUAUGGGUUCGGCUCUCAGACGUGGAUGAUGUGGACGGCAGGCAUUGUGGCCGCACUCGCGUCCAUCAGUACGGAUAUUAACAUUUUGUUGUCGAUUACUUAUCCGAGUAUAAGUGCAUAUUCAUCGAUGGGCGCCGACGCCGACAAACAGGGUUUAGUUCAGGGACUCAUCACU